GUCAUGAAUCGAUUGGUGAUUAUCUUCAGUUGUUGCCUGCUUCUUGUCGCAGGACACUCGGUGCAGGAACCACAGGAGUCCCAGGAUUUGCUUGAUAGCACAACGAUUGGGAUCGACGAUGGCUUUCCAGAUGAAUCGCAUGAGCUCCCUGAGCUGGUCGUACCCACCGACGAGAAGAGCCCGUUAGAUGUCCACAAGAUCAACUGGCUACCCGUGUGGGAGGAGCAGGAGCAUCCACGAAUCGCCCGUGAAGUAGGCGAAAUGUCAGCUGGCACUACCCUCAGCCCGGAGCUUUCGGAGUCCAAAGACACUGUGGAGGACGUGCUACUUUCCAAGAGGAACAACGAGUGCCCCAGUAAUGCCGAGCGCGGCCUAACCAAUCUCAUCCGGGUUGCCCGCCCACUCCUACCGGCUCCCCAACUGAGAAACAUCUUGGCGAAUGCCGUCGAGGACUCCCAGGUUAGGGAGUUAAUCAAGUUGCUUCGAAGCGAUGGAAUCAAGGAGCAAGUGCAGCGGUUGCGGGCCACGAAGCAGCACCAAGCUCUGCACGACUAUACCUGUCGGCGGCUCAAGCUGAACCCUGCCUAUUACAUGGAGUUUGUGAGGGUGUUCCUAGAUGUUCACAUCUCAGACCCGCCCACCAGCAAGCUUCCCAAGCGGCGGCCGGGAGUCCGAGGACUCCUCCAGGAUCUCCGCGACGCCCUGCCCCGUGCCACCUUGAGGGAUAUGUACCUUCGAUUGUAUUCCUCCGACUCCGAGCUUUCAAGCGCCGUCCGUCUCAUCCGGGGCUCUGAGUUCCGGCGAAUGCUUCGUGAUCUGCGCUCCCUGAAGGAGUACCGCGCCCUGACCGCCGAGCUGGAGAAGGCUGGAGUGCCUCUGCGCCAGUUGCAGCAGCUCGUGACCAAUGCCUUGGGCUGGACCACCGUGGACAUGGGAGCCGAGACUGUAAUCUGGAGUGUUUAG
This is a messenger RNA of Drosophila eugracilis, 963 nucleotides long. RefSeq lists its product as uncharacterized. NCBI's taxonomy places the organism in Eukaryota, Metazoa, Arthropoda, Insecta, Diptera, Drosophilidae. The transcript has 2 exons. Bases 4 to 963 code for a protein of 319 amino acids. The record is from RefSeq and is a predicted model, not a curated record.